Molecule: messenger RNA, 2794 nt
Organism: Bursaphelenchus okinawaensis
Lineage: Eukaryota; Metazoa; Nematoda; Chromadorea; Rhabditida; Aphelenchoididae
Source: the annotation of a GenBank genome assembly
AUGGCUGCCAUGGUGGAGAAUCGUGUGUCGAACCGUGAGGAAGACUUGAUGAACAAUGAACCGUCUAUGAGCGGUAGAAGUGUUGUUGGUUUGAUUAUUCCACCACCAGAUAUUAGAGGUAAGUUUUUGGUUUUUUGAAUUUUUGUUGGUUUAGACAAAGGAGAUGUUGUUGUUGUUAAAGACGUCAUGGAAGGCUCGAUUUUGGUCUGGACUUGACGUUUUAUGAUUUAAAAGAUGCGCAAAGAUCUGUAGUAGCUAACUAAUUAGGUUUUAUGAUGGUGUAGUUAGUUUUUCAAAAGUUUUAUCACAAAGGAAUGGGAUAUUUAAUAUUGAUCGUUAACUUAAUAUCGAUGUUUACUAUAAUGAAACAAAAAAGUUUAGGUGUAUGAAUUGUAGCUUAAAAGAUGCGUUAGAUUAUGUAGUUUCUAAUGUGUAUUUUUAUUUUUUUAAUAUUUUGUUUUGAGUUUGUAAAAUACGUAAGUCUAUCUCCAAUGGGCAAUUAAUAUUUUUAGCUAUCGUUGAGAAGACAGCGGCGUUCGUAGCCAAGAAUGGAAUUGAUUUUGAAAACAAAAUUAAGGAAAAAGAAUCAGGCAACAGUCGAUUUGGAUUCUUGGCACCAAACGAUCCAUAUCACGCGUAUUACCGGUCGAAAGUUUCUGAAGCCGAGUCUGGGAAGAUAAGUGAACCAUCAAAGCCACAAUUGCCAGACGCUGUUAGAGAGCAUGUUAAAAAGGCAGAGUUUGUACCUACAAAUCCACCACCAGCUUAUGAGUUUAUGGCGGAUCCAGCAACUAUCAAUGCUUUUGAUUUGUAAGUUGAUCUAUAUUGUUUUAGGUGAUAAGCCGGAGUUUGUAUCAAUUUUAGUUACGAAACCAAAUUUGGUAAAUAUUUAGGUAACAAAACUUACUUUUUUGUAUAAAAAUAAACAGAAAUUAGUUUUAAAUCUUAAAAUUCGAUACCUAAAAUAGUGUCUUUACUUUCAGAGACCUAAUGCGAUUGACAGCAUUGUUCGUAGCUCGAAAUGGACGUCAGUUCUUGACCAGUUUAAUGAAUCGUGAAGUCAGAAAUUAUCAAUUUGAUUUUUUGAAGCCUCAGCACAGUAAUUUCCCGUAUUUUAGCAAACUUAUCGAACAGUACACUAAAGUAAGUUUUUUUAAUUUUUUGUUGGUUUUUAGGUAACAUUUUGAGGAAAAUUAGCUUUUAAGAUAGGGAUUUUACUAAUUUGUCUAUAUUUAGGUAAUAAUCCCACCAAAAAGCAUAGUAGACGACCUGGCGCGUCAAAUGGAGUACGAUGUUGUACUAGGCGAUGUAAAGUACCGUGUGGCUUGGGAAAAGCACCAAAAAGCAAUUAAAGACAAAGAGGAUAAAGCGUUGGAAGAAGAGCGUCUAGCUUUCAACUCUAUCGACUGGCAUGACUUUGUAGUAGUUCAAACGGUCGAUUUCCAACCUCACGAAACCCAAAAUCUACCCCCAUUGUGCACACAGAAAGAUGUCGGUGCCCGUAUUCUGAUGCAACAACGUACAGAAGCGGCUAAGGCAGCAGCCGAAUCCGUAGCAAUGGAGAUGGAUUCGGAUUCAGAAGAGGAAGAACGAAACGAUGAGGUAGAUCAACAACAACGUGCGGCCUACGAAGUCACUCAGCCUGCACCAGCACCGCCUACCAUGGAUUCAGCGAAUGUUAGAGAUUAUGAUCCGAAGAAGGCGAGACAACAGAAGAAGAUGCCUGGAGAUAAGUACAUUAUCUCUCCGCUGACUAACGAACGCAUUACUGCGGACCAGCUACCUCAACAUGUGAGGUAUAACAUUGUGGAUCCACAGUUUAAGGAACAAAGGGAUCGGUGAGUUGAUUUUUGUAAUUUGUGUUGGAUCAAGAUUUUGUUGUCGUAUUUUACAAGGAAUUUGAGUUGUAAGGGUAUUGGGUUGAGUUAUGGCCAAAAUUUUAUAUUAUCCAUGACUAUCAGGUAGGGGUUUAGAAGUUUUGUUAUUAUGAGAAGGUCAAACUCCAAAAGAGGUUUAAUUUUUUAAAAAUAUAAUGUGAUUGAGAUGCAUUUACUGUAUUUUUAAACAGAGUUUGGAUAAGAACGUGGAUUUUCGAGUUAUGGCCAAAAACUUAUAUUAUUCAUGACCAUCAGAUGGAGUUGGAACUUUUUGAUAUUUUAGAUAACGUAAAUGUUUAGGAAGGGUCGUAUUGACGAAAAUAGUAUUGUAUUUAACUGCUUUGUUGGUUUUGAAAAGGAAAAUUGAUUUCAGUUGACCAAAAUUUAGAUAUCUUGUAAAAUUAUAUUAUUCCUGGUCGGCUGAUGAAUUUUUGGUAAUUUUUGUUAUUAGUAAAAGUUAAAGGAUUAAAAAGAAGUGUUUGUAGUUGAAUUAGCUUUAUAUUGAGAGUAGUUUACUACAUUAAUGUCGAAAAUUUGAUAAAGAUGGACCAACAUUGAGUUAUGACAAAAAUUAUAAUAUCCAUGACCAUCAAAUGGUUUUUUUUAUUUUUUGGAGAGUUGCCACUUGAGUUUGUAUAAUGUUUAUAAACACUGGUUUUUCCAUGGUUAACCAUUGAUUUUUCAGAGAACAAAUGGAGCGUCAGUCCGACGACACGAUGAACUUGACUUCAGGCACGGAAAUCAGUCGAAACAUCCAAAAAAUGGCCAUGUACCGAACUGAUAUCUUUGGCACGGGCGCAUUAGGAGCGGAACAAGCUGGUAUUGGUGAAAGAUUGACAGAUAUGCCUCCACCACAACAUCCACCAAAACGACACGGCCAUAAUGCUGGGCCAGACAGCAAAAAAUCAAGGAAUUGA